GCCAUAAAGGUCAAUGGGUUCAUCUUUCUCUCUGGCCAGAUUCCUGCCACUCCUGAAGGACAGUUGGUUGAAGGCACUAUUGCAGAGAAGACACACAGGAUGUGCCAGAAUGCCAAGGCCGUACUGAGAGCAGCUGGAUCCAGCCUUGACAAGGUCGUCAAAGUUCAUGUUUAUUUCCAUAACAUGGAUGAUUUUAUGGAGUUGAAUGCCGUGUAUGCCGAGUACUUCCCCCAUAAACCUGCUCGAAGCGCUUCUGAAGCCUCUAAGCUUCCAGCGGGCGUCAGUUUCAUGUUGGACAUUAUUGCACUACAGUAG
This is a messenger RNA of Fusarium vanettenii 77-13-4, 315 nucleotides long. RefSeq lists its product as uncharacterized. Gene Ontology annotation, cellular component: cytosol; mitochondrion. The record is from RefSeq and is a predicted model, not a curated record. The annotation marks the transcript as partial. NCBI's taxonomy places the organism in Eukaryota, Fungi, Ascomycota, Sordariomycetes, Hypocreales, Nectriaceae. The transcript is spliced from 2 exons. Gene Ontology annotation, molecular function: deaminase activity.